Messenger RNA from Anolis carolinensis (green anole), 1046 nucleotides. RefSeq names its product catechol-O-methyltransferase (gene comt). NCBI's taxonomy places the organism in Eukaryota, Metazoa, Chordata, Lepidosauria, Squamata, Anolidae. Gene Ontology annotation, molecular function: magnesium ion binding; catechol O-methyltransferase activity. Gene Ontology annotation, cellular component: axon; dendrite; membrane. Gene Ontology annotation, biological process: developmental process; dopamine metabolic process; catecholamine catabolic process. The transcript has 5 exons. The record is from RefSeq and is a predicted model, not a curated record. The coding region runs from base 100 to 975 and encodes 291 amino acids.
GACAACAGUCCAGACCUGAAAUCAUCAGUGCAGUGAUCACUUCAACAGGAUGGGCCUUCAGAAGCUUUUAGGACAGUUGUCAUGAACCCCCACUACUAGAUGUGCUGGCUUAUUUGCAACCACAGAGGACCACUGUCACUACCAUCGUGGCUCAAUAUGGCCCUGACAGAGAUACCUGACAUGCUGGAUAACUGGAUAUUGACUGCCCUCGUCUCCAUCGGCGUUGGCUCGCUUUUGUUUGUGGUGGCUCUCUUCGUCCUCCUCCGGAAUAACGUCCAUGCGAAUAUCUUUUGGAACGAAAUCGUCCUCGAGAAGAUCACCAACUUUGUCAUGGAUCAGAGCAAGGAGCAGCGGAUCCUGAACUCGGUCUCUUACAACGCCGUCAAAGGAGACCCUGAGAGUGUUUUGAACUGCAUUGACUCAUACUGCUCCAAGAGCGAGUGGGCCAUGAACGUCGGGGAUGAGAAAGGUCUGAUCCUGGAUAAAAUUGUCAAGGAGACCGACCCGACCACCGCCUUGGAGCUGGGGACUUACUGCGGCUACUCGGCCAUCCGGAUUGCCCGGCUUUUGAAACCCAAAGCUCGUUUUUUCUCCAUUGAACCCAACCCGGAUUUCAUACCCAUUGCUAAAGAAAUGAUCGAGUUGGCUGGGCUCAGUGAUAAGGUGACCAUCCUUGAGGGCCAUGCCCAGGACAUCAUCCCUCUGCUGAAGAGUAAAUACAACGUGAAUACCUUGGAUUUUGUCUUUCUGGACCACUGGAAGGAUAGAUAUGCCCCAGACACCAUCCUUCUUGAGGAAUGUGGCCUCUUGCGGAAGGGAUCGGUCCUUUUGGCCGACAACAUCAUCUACCCGGGGGCUCCCGAGUUCAUCAAGUACAUCCGUAGCCACAAGCACUUUGAGUGCACCAACUACCCUUCUCACCUGGAGUACAUGAAGGCAGAGGACGCCAUGGAGAAGGCCGUGUACCUGGGAUGAAGAGCAAGUGUGCGCGCGACAUUCUUGUCUGUCUUCUGUUUGGUCUGUGUGAACACGCAACGUGAAUUGUA